Molecule: messenger RNA, 3393 nt
Organism: Lotus japonicus
Lineage: Eukaryota; Viridiplantae; Streptophyta; Magnoliopsida; Fabales; Fabaceae
Exons: 8
Coding region: 178-3021 (947 amino acids)
Biological process (GO): magnesium ion transport
Cellular component (GO): intracellular membrane-bounded organelle; membrane
Molecular function (GO): P-type magnesium transporter activity; ATP hydrolysis activity; ATP binding
Source: RefSeq, a predicted model, not a curated record
ACAAAGUAUGAAGAUUGUCAACAACAACAACAAAAAAAAGAUGCACCCUUCUCAAAAUUUCUGUCUAUCCUCUUUUCAAAUCUCCAUCCUCCAACCAUUCAACAACAUGCUGCAUUCUUUUUCUCAACCCCCUAACCCUCUCCUUCAUCUCUCUCCCAUUAAUUCAAAGCACCUUCAAUGGGAAGAACCAAAGUUUCCACCCUUUUCUCUGCUAGUGCGAAUAACCACUACAAGCUUCCUCUUUCAAACUCCAUAAGCCAAACUCUUGUAAACAAACCACAUCGCCAGAAAGAUCGAUUCCCCUAUUCAGUCUUAGGAUUUCUGCGGCGCCUCAUCUAUGAAAGGAAACCUGAUGGGGGCUCACGAACUGAAGAGGAAGAGAAAGUCUACUCUUGGCUAUAUACCUUGGCCCAGUCUGACAAAAACUUGGUCUUUGAGUAUGUUAGGUCCACAGAAAGAGGCUUAACAUUCACUGAAGCUGAGAGCAGGCUGCAAGAAAAUGGUCCAAACGUUCCAUUUGAUUAUUCUUUUCCAAGCUGGUGGCAUUUUCUAUGGAAAGCUCUUUUCCACGCUUUCAACAUGAUUCUCAUUGUUUUAUCUGCUCUGUCAUUCAUCACCUGUGACUAUCCAAAUGGAUCCAUCAUGCUCAUAUUGGUUUUCAUCAGUGUCUCCCUCCGUUUCUAUCAGGAAUAUAGCAGCUCGAAAGCAGCUAAGAGGCUUUCAGAAUUUUUGAGAUGCCCGGUGCGAGUUCAAAGAUGUGCCGGUAGAGUUGUGCAGACAGAAUUGAAGGUUCAAGUUGAUCACAGGGAUGUAGUUCCUGGUGACAUUGUGAUUUUUGAACCUGGGGACCUCUUUCCAGGGGAUAUCAGAUUGUUAUCUUCAACACAUCUUGUUGUAAGCCAGGCCUCAUUAACUGGGGAGUCUUGGACAACGGAAAAAACUGCUGAUGUUAGAGAAGAUCACAGCACACCUUUACUAGAUUUAAAGAACAUCUGCUUUAUGGGUACAAACGUGGUAUCAGGUACUGGAACAGGCUUAGUUAUUUCAACUGGAUCCAAUACUUACUUGAGCACCAUGUUUUCCAAGGUUGGGAAGAAGAAGCCACAAGAUGACUUUGAAAAGGGUCUCAAAUGGAUAUUUUACAUGCUUAUUUCUGUUAUGCUAGUGGUUGUUACAGUCAUGUUUGUGACAGAAUACACAUCAUCUCUUGAUUUGAGCAAAAGUAUUCUCUUUGCGAUCACAGUAGCAUCUGCACUCAAUCCUCAGAUGCUACCCCUCAUCAUCAACACAUGCCUUGCAAAAGGAGCCCUUGCUAUGGCUAAAGACAGAUGUAUAGUAAAAAGCUUAACAGCUAUACGCGAGAUGGGAUCAAUGGAUAUCCUUUGUAUUGACAAGACAGGCACCCUCACAAUGAAUCAUGCAAUCAUGGUUAAUCAUCUUGACUGUAGAGGUUUACCCCAAGAAAAAGUUCUGCGCUUUGCUUUCCUUAGUUCUUACUUCAAGACUGAUCAUAAUUUUCCUUUGGAUGAUGCAAUCAUGGCACAUGUAUAUUCAAAUGGAUUCAGAUUUCAACCAUCCAAGUGGAGGAAGGUAGAUGAGAUUCCUUUUGACUUCAUAAGAAGAAGAGUAUCUGUCAUCUUAGAAACAGAAGACAUGCACUCCCAGUUCUUUGGCAGGUACAUGGUAACAAAAGGAGCAUUGGAGGAAGUCAUGAGAGUUUGUUCUUUUAUUGAGAAUUUUGAUAAAGAUGGAAUUUCCACCUUCUCUUUAGAUGACUACCAGAGGAUUUUGAAUCUGUCUGAAGAAUUGAGCAAUGAAGGGUUAAGGGUUAUAGCAGUAGCUAUAAGGAAGCUGGAAAUGCAGCAAACAUGUGAAACAAGUAAUGGAAUCAGGAGAGGUUGUGAGGAUUUUGAAAGAGACAUGAUGUUUCUUGGCCUGGUAACAUUUUUUGACCCACCAAAGGACUCAGCAAAGCAAGCACUGUUUCAGUUGGCCAAGAUGGGAGUUCAAGCAAAGGUUCUAACCGGUGACUCUCUCAGUUUGGCAACAAGGGUAUGCAGAGAAGUUGGAAUCAAAACCACACAUGUAAUCACAGGGCCAGAGCUAGAGCAACUAGACCAAGACACUUUCCAUGAAACUGUCCAAACAGCCACAGUGCUAGCUCGCCUCACCCCGACUCAGAAACUAAGAGUGGUUCAAUCCUUGCAGACAAAUGGAAACCACAUUGUUGGGUUCUUAGGAGAUGGAGUGAAUGAUUCACUUGCUCUUGAUGCUGCCCAUGUAAGCAUUUCAGUGGACUCAGGUGUUGCAAUUGCCAAAGACAUGGCAGAUAUAAUCUUACUAGAGAAAGAUCUCAAUGUGCUAGUUGCAGGAGUGGAGCAUGGAAGACUCACAUUUGGGAACACAAUGAAGUAUGUGAAGAUGUCAGUGAUUGCCAACUUGGGAAGUGUGAUUUCACUCCUCAUAGCAUCACUUUUACUCAGGAAUGAGCCUUUAACAGCUAGGCAGCUUCUCACUCAGAAUUUCAUAUACAGUGUGGGACAAAUUGCUAUCCCUUGGGACAAGAUGGAUGAAGAGUAUGUGAAGACUCCUCACAAAUUUUCAGGGAAAGGGUUACCAAUGUUCAUAUUGUGGAAUGCACCUGUGUGCACUCUCUGUGAUGUUGCAACACUCUUGUUUCUCUGGUUCUAUUACAAGUCUUAUGAUGACUUGGAAGAUAAAUUCUUCCAUUCAGCUUGGUUUAUUGAGGGUCUUCUCAUGCAGACACUCAUCAUCCAUUUGAUUAGGACAGAGAAAGUCCCUUUCAUACAGGAUGUUGCUUCUUGGCCAGUGAUUUGUUCCACUCUUGUGGUUUCUGCUAUUGGAAUUGCAUUUCCAUUCACACCCAUUGGGAAGGUCAUGGGAUUCAUUGUUUUACCUGUCUCAUUUUUUGGGUUUUUGGUUGUUCUUUUUCUGGGAUAUUUCACUAUUGGCCAGGUUGUUAAGAGACUUUACAUAAUGGUUUAUAAGAGAUGGCUAUGAAGAUCAAACUUUCAUCCCAUUUUUGUCUGAAAGACAGUGUUAAAUUGCGAUUCCGAUGCAGUUGUGUUAUGGGAUUGCAGAUAAACGCAGGUCAAUGUAGCUGCAAAUGAGGUCGUGAUGCCAUGGAAACUUCAAGAUCAUUUACAUUGCGGCGGUUGCGGACAGCAAUUUAAACAUUCUGUUAUGAACUCAAUUUUUUGUAGAAUUUUUGUUGGGAAGAUGAGUAUACAUAAUAAGAGGCAUUGGAUCACACAUCCAGCAUUUGUUGCACUUGUACCAAACAAUUACUAGAGCAACAUGAAUUAGAUGACAAAGUGCAUGUUUUGAAAUUCGUUGAUUUUGAAGCCAAAAUUGAUUGUGAGGAGAAAUUUA